Molecule: messenger RNA, 246 nt
Organism: Colletotrichum higginsianum IMI 349063
Lineage: Eukaryota; Fungi; Ascomycota; Sordariomycetes; Glomerellales; Glomerellaceae
Exons: 1
Coding region: 1-246 (81 amino acids)
Source: RefSeq, a predicted model, not a curated record
AUGUGGGAAGACAAGAUGGACUGGCAGCGGGACGCCUCGGACGAUGGAAAGAUUCGUGAGGCCACGAAUGAUGAGUUUCUGGUCGACGACCCCAUGGAUAUUGGCCCGGAGAAUGACCUGAAGACGAAUGAAGGGUAUGAAAGGAGCACGAUGGUGCAAGGGAGAAGCGCGCCUGAGCCCAUGAUGCAGAUCAUUGCAGUCCUUAGGUUUGGAAUCUUUGAGCUUGAAAUCCAUACGGUGAAUUAG